AUGGCAUGCGGCGGCAGCCUGUUCAGUAGGGCGCUCGGCUACGUCGUCAACCAGUUCCUCGUCGAGGGCCUCGCCAACAACCGUGCCUUCCAGAGGUUUGCUGUGAGGACCAACAGGACUUUCGAGAAUCUUUCGUCUAAAGCUAAAGAAGUGAAGCAGGAUGUAUCAGAGAAAUGGAGGGAUGUUUGUGGACAAGAUGAUCAUUUCAGGCAGUGA
This is a messenger RNA of Lolium rigidum, 216 nucleotides long. RefSeq lists its product as uncharacterized. Bases 1 to 216 code for a protein of 71 amino acids. Lineage: Eukaryota; Viridiplantae; Streptophyta; Magnoliopsida; Poales; Poaceae. The record is from RefSeq and is a predicted model, not a curated record. The transcript has 4 exons.